Molecule: messenger RNA, 5807 nt
Organism: Apus apus (common swift)
Lineage: Eukaryota; Metazoa; Chordata; Aves; Apodiformes; Apodidae
Gene: CBFA2T3
Product: CBFA2/RUNX1 partner transcriptional co-repressor 3
Exons: 12
Coding region: 396-2201 (601 amino acids)
Biological process (GO): DNA-templated transcription; negative regulation of DNA-templated transcription
Cellular component (GO): nucleus
Molecular function (GO): transcription corepressor activity
Source: RefSeq, a predicted model, not a curated record
GCCGCCGGUGCCCCCAUGGCCGCCACGCGGUAUCGGAGGAUGCGCCGCCGGGCAGCGCGGAGGGGUUGAACUGGCUCGGCGGAUUUACCGGUUUCUUCGCCACCGCUUCUCCGGUGCCCCCCUCUCGGGGGGGGGGGAAGCGCCCCGACCCCCGGGCUGGCGGCCCCCGGCGGCACCGGGCGCGGCGAGCGGCGGCGGAGGGCAGGUGCCGGGGGCAGCCGCCGCCGCGGGGCCGCGCUCCGCCCGCGCCGGCCUUAACCGGGCCGGGGCCGCCGCCACCGGGGGCCGCUGCCGGCUCUGCCCGCUCCUGCCGGCCCCGCCAGCCCCUGCCUUGGGACUUACCUCACGCCUCCGCCACACCUCAGGACGAUAACGCGGAGACGCGGGCUGCCACCAUGCCCGACUCGCCGGCCGACGUCAAGACACAGUCCAGGUCCACGCCGCCCAGCAUGCCGCCGCCGCCGCCCGCCGUCACCCAGGGAGCCACGCGCCACCCCUCCUUCACGCCAAACACCAAUCGAGACGCUGGCCCUCCGACGUUUCUGCCUCGCGGCCGUUUUCAUGGUUGCUUGAAAUGGUCAAUGGUCUGUCUUUUGAUGAACGGGAGCAGCCACUCGCCGACCGCCAUCAAUGGGGCCCCCUCCACCCCCAACGGGUUCAGCAACGGGCCGGCCACCUCCUCCACCGCCUCCCUUUCCACCCACCAGCUCCCACCAGCCUGUGGGGCCCGGCAGCUCUCCAAGCUCAAGCGCUUCCUCACCACCCUGCAGCAGUUCGGCAACGACAUCUCCCCCGAGAUCGGGGAGCGGGUGCGAACCCUCGUCCUGGGGCUCGUGAAUUCCACCCUCACCAUUGAGGAAUUUCAUGCCAAGCUCCAGGAGGCUACCAACUUCCCACUGCGACCCUUCGUCAUCCCCUUCCUCAAGGCCAACCUGCCGCUGCUGCAGCGGGAGCUGCUGCACUGCGCCCGCAUGGCCAAGCAGAGCCCAGCCCAGUACCUGGCCCAGCACGAGCAGCUGCUGCUGGACGCCAACGCCUCCUCCCCCAUGGACUCCUCCGAGCUGCUCCUGGAGGUGGGCGAGAGCGGCAAGAGGAGGACACCAGACAGGACCAAAGAGAACGGUUUGGACCGAGACCCUCUGCACCCCGAGCACCUCAGCAAGCGGCCGUGCACCAUGAGCCCGGCACAGCGCUACAGCCCCAGCAAUGGGCUGAGCCACCCCCCCAACGGGCUGGGCCACCCCCCAACUGGUCCCCCCUUGCCCCAGCACUACCGCCUGGAGGACAUGGCCAUGGCACACCACUACCGCGACGCCUACCGGCACCCCGACCCCCGGGAGCUCCGCGAGCGCCAGCGGCCUGCGGCAGUGCAUGGGACACGGCAGGAGGAGGUGAUCGACCACCGGCUCACCGACCGGGAAUGGGCGGAGGAGUGGAAACACCUCAACAAUCUGCUGAACUGCAUCAUGGACAUGGUGGAGAAGACGCGCCGGUCGCUGACAGUGCUGCGGCGCUGCCAGGAAGCCGACCGCGAGGAGCUCAACCACUGGAUCCGGCGCUUCAGCGAUGCCGAGGACAUGAAGAAAGGCAGCCCCCCCUCUGCCCGCCCCCACAACAGCUCCUCCACCCCUGAGGCACCCCAGUUAGACGCUCACCGGGAAUUCGCACCGCGGCCUCUCUCCGGGUACAUGCCAGAGGAGAUCUGGAGGAAGGCUGAAGAAGCCGUGAACGAGGUGAAGCGCCAGGCCAUGUCGGAGCUGCAGAAGGCCGUGUCGGACGCCGAGCGGAAAGCCCACGAGCUGAUCACGACGGAGAGAGCCAAGAUGGAGCGAGCCCUGGCCGAGGCCAAGCGCCAGGCCUCGGAGGACGCCCUGACCGUCAUCAACCAGCAGGAGGACUCGAGCGAGAGCUGCUGGAACUGUGGGCGCAAGGCGAGCGAGACCUGCAGUGGCUGCAACACCGCCCGCUACUGCGGCUCCUUCUGCCAGCACAAGGAUUGGGAGAAGCACCACCACGUCUGCGGGCAGACUCUGCAGGGGCUGCCAGCCCCCACCACCCCCACCGUGGGGCUGCCGCCGGCUCCGGGACAACCCGAUGGGGUGGCCACCAUCGCCAGCAGCCCCAGCGAGACGGGCUCGGCGGCCGCUUCCCGCGCCGGCACGCCGGCCACCCCAGCUCUGCUGGAGAGCGCGUCCCGCUGAGCCUCUCUGGGAAUGCCACCGCCGCUGCCACCACGCUCCAAAGGACACAGACUGCACUUGAUGCAACUUCCUCAGCUACCUGACUCAUGUGACCUCCGAAACGACCUCUCUAGCUCUCAAAUAAUCCUCACGGAUCCUCAAACUGGGCUUUAAGUGGAGUUAAGGCAAAUACCGCUCUUCUCUGUUCAAACUUCAGUCCUUUUUUGGCUUUUUUUUUGGUUUUUUUGCAUUGGUUUUCUAUCGGUUGGGAGAUUGUAGUUCAUUUUGGGAUUUUUUGGUUUGUUGGGUUUUUUUCCCUUCUCUCUGGAGGAGGGAUUUGGCUGCAGCCUCACCAUGCAGUGACGUGGGGAGGGGCUGUCCCUGCAGAAACGUCUUUUCUUCAUCUCUCUCUUUAUUUUAAUUUUUCCUUUUUUUUUUUUUGUAAAAAAACAAAAAAACAAAGAAAAUAAUAAAAAAAAAGAAAACGUCGGACUCUUUGGCUUUAAGUAAGAAAUGGUAAAAAAGGGGAAAAAAAAGGAAAAAAAAACAAACAAAAAACAAAAGAGAAAUCCAAAAACCAGAUGACGCCAAGUCAAGCCGCGCGACGGACGCUCACCUGUAACUACCUUGCUAGCUAGCCAAGAACAGACCAGACUCACCUCUGCUCCAAAGGAAAUCCAAAACCAAGGAAGAUCCAAACAUCUCUCCACUGCCAAAGUUCGUUUCGUUCUGUUGUCACUUCCUUCCCUUCCCUGCAAGGACGGACGGACGGGCCCCCGGGGCUUUAAAGAGUUUCUAUUAAAAUAAAGCAAAAAAAAUAAGGUGUUUUGUUUUUUACAAGAACAACAGAACAAGAAGCCCCCGAGGCGUGUGAGGGGAGAUGGUGGCUGAGAACAGCCCAAGUGGGCACAGCCAGAGCUGGCACAUCUCUACCUCUGCCCACUGCCACCCUGGAAAGAGAAAAAAUAAUUUAAAAAAGAGAUUAAAAGACAGAUUUUUGUUUUCUCCCUUCCUGAAGCCCUGCGGCUGGAAUCCCCCCAUGCCAGGCUGUUCCCACACCCCACGUCGCUUUUAUUUUGCAAGGAUUUUUUUUAAGAGGAAAAAAAAAGGAAAAAAAAAAAUAAAAAGAAAAAAGGAAAAAGGGCAAGUGAGCCUCCUCCUUCCUGGGCCAGGAGGCAGGCGAGGACCACGUGGAUGAUCUGGUAUUUCUCGCAGCGUUGUACAAAGCGCAGAGGACGGGAGUGCAAUACGGAAAGUCCCCCGGCUCCGAGAGGAGGGAAGCCCCGGGAGGGGCAGGAGUGCUGUAUGCUAAUGUGAAUGUAAAUAGUGUUUGCAGAGGUCCAAAAAAAUAAUAAUAAUGAUGAUGAUGACAGUGAUGAUAAUAAUAAGAGACAUUUGCCAAAUAAAAGAUGCUGAGAACCCGCUGGAGGCUGCGUGGGGGAGCCAGGCUGGCCGGAGCUGAGCAGGAGUCGUGUGCUCCAUAGGAGCUGUAAUUUUUUCCGCAUUUGCAAAAAACCAUCCUGUGUGUUUUCCAUAAGGGAGGAAGAGGAGGGGAGGGCUUGGGGCCGGGCAGGUUGGGUUGCCAGUCACCCCAGGGACCAUGGCCAUGCUGUGCUGUGCCGUGCUGCAGCAGAGCUUGGUGCAUGGGGCACCCCAAGGUGAUGUUACCAGCCCUGUGCUACCAGCACUGAGCCUUGCUGCAGCUUUGUGCACCCCAAGGCCUUGGUGCAUCCCCCUGGGGGGGGUUCUGUGCACUCUUGAGACCCUAGUGCAUCCCCCUGGAGGGUUUCUGUGCACCCCAAGAUCUCACUGCAUCCCCCCCAGGGGGUUUCUGGGCACCUUGAGACCUUAGUGCAUCCCCCCCAAGGGGUUUCUGAGCACCUCAAGGCCGGGAGCUUUGCCAGGUGCCCCUCGAGUGACUGUUCACUUUAUUUAUGGUGUGACAUAUGUAAUAUUGUCUAUUUUUCUUACGUUUCCUGAGAAGAGGUAAUAUAUAAGAGUAUUGCAGCUGCACCUGCUGCAGGGCCGCCUGCUCUCCUGGGUGUCCGUCCCAUCCCUGCUCUUCCCACCUUGCGUGUCCCCAUGUGUCCCCAUGUGUCCCUGGCCCUGCUCCAUGCUGGGGCUCUGCCUCUCUACCUCUGCCUCGCCAGGAGAAACUGCAGAUAAGAGUCUGCUUUUGUUUCCACUUCUUUUUUUGCUUUUUGUUUGUUUGUUUGUUUUUUGUUUUUAUUUUUUAGUAACAACAAAAAUACCCCGCAGAACCUUGCAUUGAAACCAAAAGCCGAGGGAGGGAGGGGACAGGCGGCACUCACAGACGUCCAAACCAGAACGACAGCUUUAAAGUGUAAAAUUUCCCAAAAAAUUCGUGAUGGGGUGGGGGGGAAGGACAGUGGCAGCAGUGUGGCCGUGGGGCUGGAGGGGGCCGUGGUGGCCGGGAAGAUGCUGGCCAGAGUGGCGGGCGCUUCUGUGGUGUUUUUCCUCCAAAAUGGUGUUGGGGCAUGUGGAGGGGCCAGGGGAUGUGUGGCCCUUGUGCCCCAGCCGUGUCCUUUGGUGUCUUUGUGGCAUCUGGGAGGUGACGGAUGGAUGAGCUGCGUGGUGCUGGCCCAGCCUGGCCAGGGGUUAGGGACACCCUCGUGGCUGUGGGGCAGCUUGGGGACAUGGGAUGCUGGGGUGGCUGGGCGCAGUCCUCUGCUAGAUCGGGUCCCCAUGGCUUUUUCCUCCUUGCCUUUGUGGCUGGGGACAUUGGUGGCAUGGGGACAGCCUGCCUGAGGUCCUGGUCCCUGUGGGGAUGCAGAGCCCAGGAGUGCUGGGUGCAGCACCAGGCUGGAGGAGGUGGCAGGAGAGAUGUGCCUCUGCUCUGGCACUGAGUGUGGCACUGGGGUCCCAUCCCCAGCAGGCGAGGGUCUCUCCAGUCCCUUCCUCACAUUCCCAACACAAAACCCCAGCUGAAACCAAAGUGCUGCAUCCCAGUGAGGCUGUGCACCCUGGAGUGGGGGUCCCACACCUGCCUGGGCUUUGCUAGAGCCCCCCACAUCCCCCUCCUGCUCUAGGGCAUGCUGGGGUCCCCCCUUCUCCUCCCAGUGCCCCCCUCUGGUCCCAGUGGGUUUGAGGUCAGGACAAGGUGCCAUUUUGUUCCCAGGUCCCAGCCACUGUGCUGGGGUGUCCCCACCACAGUGGCAGCCCCAGGGGCUCCUCUGAUGCCACUGAACACCACAGUCCCAGGAGGGACGUGUUGUGCCACUGUCCCCCCACGUUCCAGGCUGUGUGGGCAGCACCGGUUCCCCGGUCCCGCGUGGGGCUGAGCCCUGCCCGUGUCACCCUGCCAGCCCUGGGGACAGGAACACAUGGGGGUCCCUGGGGAGGGGGGAGCCGGGUGAGACACAAGAGCCCCCCGCCAGGGCUGGGUGGGCCGGGUGGCAGCCUGCCCUGCCUCACUGUGGGGGUUUUGGGGCCAGCCCAGAGAGAUGAGGUGGUAGGACUUUCCUUCGGCAUGCUGUCCCCCCCUUGCUGUUUCCCGCUUUCUCUACGUGUACUGUAUGUUUGACCUGUGAAAGAUGUAAACUUUAUGAUUCAGGUUAUGUCUGUUCUUAACUCUGUAUCUGUGUAAUAAAGACAAUUUAAUAUCAA